Messenger RNA from Ipomoea triloba (trilobed morning glory), 3513 nucleotides. RefSeq names its product pentatricopeptide repeat-containing protein At1g71210, mitochondrial. The transcript has 2 exons. The record is from RefSeq and is a predicted model, not a curated record. Lineage: Eukaryota; Viridiplantae; Streptophyta; Magnoliopsida; Solanales; Convolvulaceae. Gene Ontology annotation, molecular function: protein binding. The coding region runs from base 132 to 2825 and encodes 897 amino acids.
UUCGACUAUCUCUGAACUCUGAAGCCGCUUCGACUUUGGCCGCCGCCGAGAUUCCCCAUCGCCGCCGUGACCUAUCGAUUCACGGCAAUAAUCUUUACAGUGUUUACAAGCCUCGGUAGAACACCUCAAUUAUGCUGCUAAUGAUUAGGUCAGGGCGACAAAAUGCCAGAAGCUUGAUCUCUCCACCGCCCACAAACAGCAAUACCAAUAAAGUUUUCUUCUUUCUAUUAUACUCCACCAAAGCCGCCGCCGAGUCUAUUUUAACCUCUCAACCCUACCAGUUUUCUUCACAGGAGUGCUUUCAUUCAUCAGCCUCAUGUUCCAGCUCUAUUCACACUUCAAAUGCCGGCGUUUUCCAGCUCAAGGAUGUGGUUUUGUCGUUUAAAGAGUGGUUCCAGAGUAGGUUAAACCCGGAUUUCGAUCGAAUCUUCGAAAUCUUACGGACCAAAGACGAGGCGUCGGCGGAUUUAGCUUUGUCCCGGUUCAAUCUCCGUCUCUCGGAAUCGUUAGUUCUUGAGAUUUUGAACUAUGAGAAGGGUAAAGAUGUGCUGUCUUGUUUGAAGUUCUUCGAUUGGGCGGGUCGGCAACCCGGGUUCUACCAUACACAGGCCACAUUCUCUGCAAUUUUCAAGAUUCUCUCCAAAGCCAAGCUCACUACCUUGAUGAUUGAGUUCUUGGAGAAGUACGCCAAGCAGAGGUAUAUUCACAGAUUGAGAUUUUACAACACUUUGGUGAUUGGGUACUCGAUUGCUGGGAAGCCAGAAGUUGCACUCCAGCUGUUCGGUAGAAUGCGGUUUACAGGUGCUGAUUUGGACUAUUUCGCUUAUCAUGUGCUGCUCAAUGCGCUAGUGGAGGAUGGAUUUUAUGAUGCUGUUGAGAUGGUUUUGAGGGAGAUUAAGCUCCAUGGGUUUGAGAAUUCGGUCACACAUUCCAUAUUUGUGAAGAGUCUUUGUAAGCGAAGGGAGCUGGAUAAGGCUGAAGCUUACAUUAGGGGUUUGUUAGGAAAUGGAGGAGCUGGUUUGAGUGGCAUUGUUGUGGCCACUGUUGUGGAUGCUCUUUCUAAGAACGGACAUUUUGAGAAGGCUGGAUCGUUGGUUGAAGAGUUUCGUGAGUCCGGUUUGGUCUCUAUGGAGCAUGCUUAUGGUGCGUGGAUUAACAACCUUGUUAAGGCGGGGAAGCUGGAUGGGGCUUUAGAGUUUCUGAAAAAUAGGAAUGUGGUUGAUGGGCAUGUUCCUCGUGUUUUCAGAUAUAACGCUUUAGUUUGUAAGCUUUUAAGGGAGAAUAGACUUGAAGAGGUUUAUGACUGGUUAAUGGAGAUGAAGGAUCAAGGUAUAUCUCCAGAUGAGGUCACCAUGAAUGUUACAGUAUGCUUCUUUUGUAAGGUGGGAAUGGUUGAUGUAGCUUUGGAACUGUAUGAUGCAAGAUCUGAGUUUGAGCUCUCUGUAAAUAGUAUGGCUUAUAAUUAUCUUAUAAACACUCUCUUGGGUGAUUCAAGUAAUGAUGAUGCCUGUCGUGUGCUGAGAAAUGGAAUUGAACAAGGUUAUUUUCCAGGUAGAAGGACCUUUUCGAUUAUUGCCAAUUCUCUUUGCAAAGAGGGGAAGCUUGAUAGGGUGAAUGAGUUGAUUCUCGCUGCUCUAGACCACAAUCACAUGCCCAGCGAUAUGAUGUACAACAGGUUCAUAUCAGCUCUGUGUAGAGCCCACAGAGUGGAAGAUGGCUUCUUGCUACAUGAACAGCUCAGCCGAUUAAAUAGGGUUACAAGCAGGAAUACUUAUUUUGACUUAAUUAGUGGCUGCGUCAAGUCAAGUAGGGCAGAUAUUGCAGCAAGAUUACUUAUAGAAAUGCAAGAAAAUGGUCACAGUGCUAACAGCCAGUUAUACAGAGCAGUUAUUUGCUGUUUAUGUCAAUUGAAUAAUCCAGAAAAGCAAUUUUUCAGGUUGAUGGAGAUGCAGUUGUCCCGAUUUGAGCCUACUUGUAAAAAUUACAAUUUCUUCAUUGAUGGAGCUGGGCAUGCUGGAAAACCUGAGCUGGCUAAAGAAGUAUAUGAAAUGAUGGAGAAAGCUGGUGCAGUACCAACUUUGAAUUCUCAUGUGCUGCUGUUACACAGUUAUUUGAAAAAUGGACGGAUUUCAGAAGCUUUAAACUUCUUUUAUGAUUUAACCAAGAGAGGCAAAACAUCCCGGAAACUUUGGCACUGCAUGAUUGUUGGCCUUUGCAAAGUGGGCAAUCAUCAACAUGCAUGGGAUGUAUUCUGGAAGAUGAGGGCAGAAGGGAAGAAACCAAGUAUGGAAUCUUAUGAGGAACUUGUGAAUUUGUUGUGCUCACAUAAAGAAUACUAUUGGGCUUUGGUUGUUGUUGAUGAUUUGCUGCGAAGUGGUCGAAAGGUUUCUUCAUUUAUUGGCAAUGUGCUUUUAUUACAUUCUUUAAGGACUAAAAAGCUUUAUGACCUUUGGUUGAACUCAAGAAAUGAUCAAAAUACAACAAUUAAGAGCUUGAAAUUAGGCAAGCUGAUAGAGAAAUUUUCUGGUUGUAGUAGCACGAGCAUGGAUAUUAAUGAAAUUGAAGAACUAAUUCAGCAAUGCUUUCCUCUUGAUAUCUACACCUACAAUCUGUUGUUGAGAAGAUUAAGUAUGUGUGAGGUUGAUUAUGCUUGUGGUUACUUUAAUACUUUACGUAAAAAAGGAUAUGAGCCAAAUAGGUGGAGUUAUGAUAUAAUAGUACAUGGCUUGUCAAAAUGUGGUCGGACUUCCGAAGCAAGGAAGUGGAUUGCAGAAAUGCUUGGCAAAGGAUAUGAUCUAACAGAGGCAACUGAAGCCAUGGUCUAAUAUAUUCAGAAGUUUCCUUUUUCUGUUCAUGAGACUUCUAAUGAUAUUGCUCCUCCUAGCACUGCUUGUAGCUUGGUGGAGGAUGUGAAGUUGAUACACGAAAGCAAGUUGGCAAAGCCGUGGCAGAAGAAAUCUGGUACAAGAAAGAGCACUCCAAUCGUCACCCUUUGCAUCUGCUUGGACUGACUUGGCUACAACAGCGAAAUUUCUUCAUGGUUGUGUUUGUAAAGUCUGUAAAGUUUAUAGAUUGAGAUACAGGUGAUGCAGACUCGCCCACAACAGCUCUCUGGCAUUGCAAUAAAGAGCCCUUGAAAGUGGCUGAAAAGUUUUUGAAGGUUAACAUUGCUCCUGUGGUUUCAUGUGAAUAAAACCAUUUCUUAUCCAAUAAAAAAAAAAGAGAAAAAAGAGACAUAUGAAGAAGUCUGUUCCUCUAACACUAUAGGCUUUUGGUGGUUUAUAUCUAUGCCACCUUAAUGUCUUGGGUGUGGAGCUUCAUCAAUUAUUUUAAAAUUCUCUAAUCCUGAAAUGAAUUUUUGUUAGCUGUUAUCACUAGCCUUUGAGAAAAGCCAUGUUUGUAGUAUAGGCAUAGCACUCAAAAUAAAAUCUCUGCUUCAGAUCAGAUAUGUUGUAGUUCUUGCUAUUUUUCGUUAUCAUCAUUAUUAUCAGUAAUGAGAUCCUUAGUCAAAAA